UUCUGACCCAAACACUGCGGUGCCACCCCUCCAUAAUGUUCUCCCCAUCACCCCAAACCCUCGGCAUUGUCGUUGCUGUCUUUGUGCUAGGCGCUCUUCUCAUCCGCCGCACCCUCCUCCCCAAGCCCAUCCCCGGCAUCGUCUACCGCGAAGCCAACGCCAAAAAGAUCCUCGGCAACGCCUGGGAACUCUUACAAUGGAAGAAGAAGCACGGCGAAAUGUUUGGCUACCUCGCCAAUCUCGCCGUCGAACUCAAUGAGCCCGUCUUUCAGAUCUUUGUACACCCGCUCGGCAAGCCAUGGGUUAUCGUGGCAGAUAAUCGCGAGGCUUUUGAUAUCUUGUCGAGACGCACACCGAAGGAGUUUGAUCGUUCUAGAUUCUUGAGGAGUUUGUUCAUGCCGCUUGUGCCGGAGUUUCACUUCCAUAUGCCAACUGGCGAUCGGUGGAAAGCCCAUCGGAAGCUUGUUGCCGAUACCAUGUCUCCUGCGUUCUUGGGCGGUGUCGCUGGACCGCAGAUGUGGAAGUCGACUAUGAAACUCAUUGAUCUUUGGCGAGUUAAAGAGAGAUUGGCUAAAGGUCGUCCGUUUUCUGUCUCGACGGAUAUUCGCAAGGCUGCGUUCGAGAUCAUAUGGGCUGCUACCUUUGGCUUUGACUCAGGCUCGACAAAUGCCCAGACUGAGCUACUCGAGACACUGCCUGAAUUCACCAACCUCGGCGAUAUGGACCACGAAGUCGAAUUUCCCGUUGCACCGGACCCUCCCGUGUUCAAAGCCGGCCUUGCACUCAACGACGCCAUGAACAUUGGUGUACAAUCGCUUGUACCUGGGUUGCAUUUGUGGUUGGCAUACAACCUAAUGCCGUCGCUCCGGGCAGCCCGAAACCUCAAAGAAGCCGUUAUCCAAGACGAAAUUAAAAAGGCCAUCAAUAAAUUCUCUAACCAGACUGAUCUCAAUUGGGAGGACCAAGGCAAUCUGAAGCGACACAUGAAAAGUGCAGUCGACAUUGUCAUCGCCCGAGAGAUUGACAGCGCGCGGAAAGAAGGCCGUACACCCGAGUUGAUGAGUCGUACCGUCCAAGAUGAACUGUUUAGUUUCAUGCUUGCUGGAAACGAGAUCUUCACUUUGACGGCGUGGACUCUCAAGUUUCUCACUACGCACCAAGAUGUUCAGAAGAAGGUCCGCGAUGAACUCAGGGAACAAUGCGGUGCUGCUGUUGAGAGGGGCGACGCGCCCACUGUUUCGGAGAUCAUGUCUGCUCGACUUCCCUACUUUGAGGCUAUGAUUGAGGAGUCUACGCGAUGUGGUUCAGUUACUCAAACGAAUAUUCGCACGACGAUGCAGGAUGUUAAUAUUCUGGGUCACAUGGUUCCGAAGCACACUGAGAUAUUGAUGUUGAACAAUGGACCUGGAAGUUUUAUGCCGUCAUUGUCCGUUGACGAGAAGAAGAGAUCGGAAAGUUCGAAGGGAACAGCUGGUAAGAUUGGACAGUGGGAUGUCAAGGGAAUGAGAGACUUUGAUCCGGAGAGAUGGCUCGUCAAGGAUGAAGAGGGUCGGUUGACGUUUAAUCCCUCUGCUGGACCACGACAUUCUUUCGGUGCUGGUCCCAGGGCGUGUUUCGGUCGUAAGUGGGCUGCGCUGGAGGUCAAGAUCAUGAUUGCGCUUAUUGUUUGGCAUUUCAAUCUGGAGCCGACGCCAAAGCCAUUGUCGAGCUUCAAACCGUUCCCUGGUGUUGCGCAUAGGCCGGAGAUGAUCUACUUGCGUUUAUCGACAGUUUAGGAGGA
This is a messenger RNA of Fusarium redolens, 1780 nucleotides long. Its product is annotated as cytochrome P450. Gene Ontology annotation, molecular function: monooxygenase activity; oxidoreductase activity, acting on paired donors, with incorporation or reduction of molecular oxygen; heme binding. Bases 36 to 1775 code for a protein of 579 amino acids. The record is from RefSeq and is a predicted model, not a curated record. Lineage: Eukaryota; Fungi; Ascomycota; Sordariomycetes; Hypocreales; Nectriaceae. The transcript is spliced from 2 exons.